CAGACGACCCAUUUGCAAAGUUACUACGCAGGUUUCUCAGAGUUAUGUGAUAACAUGUAUACGACGAGGCUCGAAGUCUGCAAGACCUGCCCUUUUUGCGCUGUCUUGCAUAACGCCAUUCAGUCAAUGGGUACAGUUGGUGUUCGAGUCGGUAAAGAUCGCGGAGGAGAUAUCAUGGGCCUUGAAAGUGUCCCACAGUGCUGCACGUCCCACAAUUCUCUUAUGGUCUUUGAUGCUCAACCACAGGACUAACGGACGUAACAAACGAAAGGGUGUGUUUUCACCUUUGAAUGGCCUGAAGACGGUAGUGACGAUACCGCGGCCCCAAAGGCCGUAGAUACCAUGUGCGAAGACGAUACAGUUUCUGGCCAGAGAGUAGGGCGUACUCUUAGACUUAAUGUAUGACCUUUGCCACUGGCUCUCAAAGGGUCCUUGGCAGCUACGGAGCCGAGAAUAUCAGGCUCAUGCAGGAGGCGGCGGCCAAGUACGACCCGGAGGGCGUCUCUCAGAAGCUUCAGAUGACGGUUUCCUUUUACGCCACAAUAUAUGCGGAAGCAUAGUUGAAAGUAUGCUACAUGUAAGCAGAAGAGCCAGUGGCUC
This is a messenger RNA of Aspergillus vadensis CBS 113365, 600 nucleotides long. RefSeq lists its product as uncharacterized. The coding region runs from base 402 to 560 and encodes 52 amino acids. The transcript has a single exon. Lineage: Eukaryota; Fungi; Ascomycota; Eurotiomycetes; Eurotiales; Aspergillaceae. The record is from RefSeq and is a predicted model, not a curated record.